This is a messenger RNA of Plenodomus lingam JN3, 3381 nucleotides long. RefSeq lists its product as uncharacterized. Gene Ontology annotation, molecular function: RNA binding. Lineage: Eukaryota; Fungi; Ascomycota; Dothideomycetes; Pleosporales; Leptosphaeriaceae. Gene Ontology annotation, biological process: nuclear-transcribed mRNA catabolic process, deadenylation-dependent decay. The record is from RefSeq and is a predicted model, not a curated record.
AUGGCUCCAACCACCCGCACCGACCAGCACAUCAAUCUCAAUUAUAUUCCCCAGCUGUCACAGCCGUCUCACUCUGGCUCCUCGACUGGCAACACGUCUCCUGUCGAGCCUCCCAACAGCAGCUCCCUACGUUUCCCCGGGAACACCUCAAAUCCUUUGGGGAACACGGCUGCGGGGGCAAGGCUAGGCAACGGCUCUCCGUCACACGACUAUGGCAGCCGUUUAUUCUCCAAGCGUGCGCGCGAGAUUCAAGCACAGGAGGGGCUGACCCCUCAAAUGUGGGGUCCGCCGACCAGUGGGAAUUCCACCCCAUUACGCGAAACAAUCCCAGAGUCUCCCGUUGGUGACAGCUUCCCAGACUUCAACAGCCCUAUGCCCGAGGCCUCGUCUGCUGCGCAAACGUCAGGUCGACGUGCCCGUGCCGGCACCCUUCCCUCGCGUUUCUCUCCCACCGCCGCCCCUCCAGGACUCAUGUCAGCCUCCUCGCUGCUUCCCAAGUCGUCACGCCCAACCCCUUCAACGAGUCCCUUUAAAUCUGGCUCUGGAACUCCGACCGAUAUUUCAAGCUUCAACGCCCUUGGCUCUACCAACGCUGCAGCCAAAUCGGUACUACUCUCUCGCCUUCGUGCUGGCUCCAUGCCUCAACGACCCGGCUAUCUGCCGCCCUCUUCUUCUCCCUUCGGCCAGGGCGUUUUCUCAUCAGGCUGGAGUAGCAAUCGUGACCGUAGCAGCACACUUCAGAGUAUCGCAUCCCAACCAUCGAAUGGCCCUGGAUCUCCCAUGUCUUCCUUCUCUCGUGACUCGCUCGCGGAUACUGAUGUGAAGACUCUCGACUAUCUCGGCCUUGUCGACACGCCUCAGCCCACUAGAGCAACUUUAGCGCCUUCUGAUAUUGAACUACUCCUCGAGAGCCAGCGGAAUGCCAACAAUCUCAAUGUGAACAGUGGUAGCCGAUUCCGAUCUUACUCGGUCAACGCAAAGGAAAAGUAUGCCGAAGAUGAAGAUGACCAAUACAGCGGUUACAGUGGGACAAUCACACCUGCCGAAGCGAAUGCUCUUCUCAUUCACGAGGCGGUCCGUCAGCACAACCUUGAAGUACAAGCAUUUGCCAACAUUGCCUCAAACGCCCGUCCCCGAGCUCGUGCGAGCACUGCUGGUGUGCUGGACGCUCCUUCUCGAGGAAUGAUGCGGAACUAUCUCCCCGCAAUGGGACGCUUCGACAACGGCAUGUCGACUGGCGACUUGACCGAGGACGCCGAAUACAAUCUCACCGAAGCAGUCAAGAAGCUACACCUUCCUAGUUCAAACCUCGGCGAUGAUGGCACAUUGGAAGGUCCGACUCGAUCCCUGUGGCUGGGCAACAUUCCUUCGUCGACUACCGUGUCUUCUCUCAAUGUGAUCUUUGCCAAUUACGGAGCGAUUGAGUCGACUCGCGUCUUGACCCACAAGAACUGCGGUUUCGUCAACUUUGAGACCCUUGAAAGCGCUGUCAAUGCCAAAUCUACACUGAAUGGCAAGGAAAUCUUCCCGGGUGCGGGUCCGGUCCGCAUCGGGUACGCUAAGAUCCCAAGUGCAGCAGCUACGCCGGGUCACAACGGUGUUUUCCCUUCACCAAGUCCAGACCCACAUGCCAAGGCUCCAGCAGAAGGCGGGGCUGGUGCAGCGGGCACCGCGAAAGCUGCUGUUCCUACGGCUAGUCUGCCUUUGACCACUCCUGAGCUGACAGCUAUCCGUGACGACAUCAUCCAGAUUGUCAAGGAACUUGGUGCUACUGAUGAGGAGCAAACCCGAAUCUCUGCUCAAGUCGACCAAGCAAUCAAAAAUAACAACUAUGUGGACGAAGUGCCUCCUGUCGAGGAGCCCAGCCACACUCGCACCCACGAUGCCCCUCGUCUGCGCGAGAUUCGUAAACGCAUUGACAAUGGAUCUUGUUCAAAGGAAGAAAUUGAGCAGAUUGCUCGAAAUAUGCUUCCUGAGAUCGCCGAGCUUGCUUCAGACUACUUGGGCAAUACUGUUGUUCAAAAGUUGUUUGAGUUUUGUGAGGAGCCCACCAAGGAGGCAAUGUUGGGCGAGAUCGCUCCUCAUCUUGCCAAGAUUGGUGUGCACAAGAAUGGUACCUGGGCUGCUCAGAAGAUCAUCGAUGUUUCCAAAACCCCUACGAUGCAAAAGAUGGUCGUGGAUGCCGUACAGAAAUACGCCAUGGCACUGUUCCUGGACCAGUUCGGUAACUACGUCAUGCAGGGCUGUCUGAAGUAUCAAAACUACAACAACUUCAUCUUCGAGGUCAUGCUUGGUCGACUAUGGGACCUUGCUCAGGGACGAUUCGGUGCCCGUGCCAUGCGAGCCUGUUUGGAAAGCCAUUUUGCAACCAAAGACCAGCAGCGCAUGGUCGCAGCUGCCAUUGCUCUACACAGCGUCCAGCUGGCCACAAACGCCAACGGCGCCUUGCUGCUCACGUGGUUCCUCGACACUUGUACAUUCCCAAGACGACGCACUGUCCUUGCUCCUCGUCUUGUCCCACACAUUGUUCAUCUCUGCACUCACAAGGUUGCGUAUCUUACCGUCCUUAAGAUUAUCAACCAACGCAACGAGCCGGAAGCUCGUGACACCAUUCUUCAAGCGUUGUUCUUCUCGCCAGAUGACCAUAUUCUCGAAGCCAUCUUGGCUGAUCAAAACUGUGGUGCCACCUUGAUUUUCAAGGUACUCACAACUCCCUUCUUCGAUGAACAGAUUCGUCCAGAUGUUGUUCAGAACGUGCGCAAUGUUCUUGUUCGCAUCAAGGCACAGCCCCAACAAGGCUACAAGCGUCUGAUGGACGAGGUAGGCCUCUCCACCCGUGGUGGUCCUGGACAUCGCGAACACUCCGCCACGCGUCCUGCCUCAAAGGACAGUGCGGGCAUGCCUCCAGCCAACUUUUACCAGGGACCUGGCUCCGCCUACGACCCCAUCGCGCUCCAGCGAACGGCCAGCAUGGAUUCGAACAGCUUCGAACAAUACGCCAUGGGAAACCCCAUGUACAUGCAAGGCAUGCCGGCCAUGAACAACCAGCAACAGAUGCAAUACCAGCAGCUGCUGGCUCGUCAAGGCCAGUUCGCCUACCCCCAAAUGAAUGGGUUCCCUCCUGCCGCUCCCGGCAUGGAUGCCUAUCGCAACGCAUCCCCGGUUGCAGCUCCUGGCUUUAGCGGCUCGCCCAUGAUGCAGCCCGCCAACCUUGCAGGACCGGGCAUGCCCCCAGGCAUUGGUGCCGGCAUGUACCCACCCUACAACAUGUAUAUGCCACAACAACAGCAGCAGCAGCAGCAGCCGCCAUCCGCUGGCGGCAACCAGCGGCGCGGAAGACUUAGCAGGAAUGCGUCUCCUGCCGGUACAACUCGACGUUGA